AUGGAUGAGCUACUGUCAUCUCUAACUAACUUUAAAAUAAAUGAAGAGCUAAAAAACAGUUGUAAUAUUAGUGAUAGAUUAUUAUAUAAAGUUUGGAAUAAUAUAUUUUUAAGAAAUGAAAUUCAUAAACAUAUUUUAAAGUUUAUUGAACAUAGUGUUGUAAAUCUUGAUAAAUCACGAUAUGGACAAUUUAAAGAUAAAUCAUAUAUAACAACACUUGAGUGGUGUGGUGAUACACUACUUGAUAAAAAUGAAUUUCCACCAUUUUUGACAAAUUUAUAUUUGUGCCAUUUUUAUAAGGUACCAACAACUUUACCAAAUAGUCUUAAAACUCUCACACUUGGUAAUGAAUUUAACCAAGUGGUUCCACCCCGCUCAUUACCAAAUAAUCUAACAACACUCACAUUCGGUGAUGAUUUUAAUCAAGUAGUUCUACCCGACUCAUUACCAAAUAGUCUCACAACACUCACAUUUGGUGAUUGUUUUAACCAAAUAGUUCUACCCGACACAUUACCAAAUAGUCUCACAACACUCACAUUCGGUUAUGGUUUUAACCAAGUGGUUCUACCUGGCACAUUAUCAGAUAGUCUCACAACACUCACAUUUGGUCAUGAUUUUAACCAAAUAGUUCAAACCGACACAUUGCCAAAUAGUCUCACAACACUCACUUUCGGUGAUAAUUUUGACCAAAUAGUUCCACCCGAAUCAUUACCAAAUAGUCUUACAACACUCACAUUCGGUAAUAAUUUUGACGAAGUACUUCUACCCGGGACAUUACCAAAUAGCCUCACAACACUCACACUCGGUAAUGAUUUUAAGCAAAGAGUUCUACCUGGCACAUUACCAAAUAAUCUCACAAAACUCACAUUCAGUGAUAAUUUUAACCAAGUAAUUCUACCCGGCACAUUACCAAAUAGUCUUACAACACUCACAUUCGGUUAUGGGUUUAACAAAGUGGUUCUACCCGACACAUUACCAAAUAGUCUUACAACACUCACAUUCGGUCAUGAAUUUAACCAAGUAAUUCCACCUGGCUCAUUACCAAAUAGUCUUACAACACUCACAUUUGGUCAUUAUUUUAAACAAGUAGUUCUACCCGACACAUUACCAAAUAGUCUCACAACACUCACAUUCGGUUAUAGUUUCAACCAAAUAGUUCUACCUGACACAUUACCAAAUAGUCUCACAACACUCACAUUCGGUUUUAGUUUUAACCAAAUAGUUCAACCCCGCACAUUACCAAAUAAUCUCACAACACUCACAUUCGGUGGUGGUUUUAACCAAGAAGUUCUACCUGAUACAUUACCAAAUAGUCUCACAACACUCACAUUCGGUCAUUUAUUUAACCAAGUAGUUCUACCCGGUACAUUACCAAAUAAUCUCACAACUCUUACAUUCGGUGAUUGUUUUAAACAAGUAGUUCUACCUGACUCAUUACCAAAUAAUCUCACAACACUCACAUUCGGUUAUCAUUAUAACCAAGUAGUUCCACCCGGAGCACUACCAAAUAGUCUUACAACACUCAAAUUCGGUAGUAAUUUUAACCAAGUAGUUCUACCCGGAACUUUACCAAAUAGUCUCACAACACUCACUUUCGGUUAUUGUUAUAACCAAGUAGUUCCACCCGGCACAUUACCAAAUGGUCUCACAACACUCACAUUCGGUGAUAGUUUUGACCAAGAAGUUCAACCCGGCACAUUACCAAAUAGUCUUACAACACUCACAUUUGGUCAUGGUUUUAACCAAAUAGUUCAACCCGGCACAUUACCAAAUAGUCUUACAACACUCACAUUCGGUCAUUAUUUUAACAAAAUAGUUCUACCCGGAACACUACCAAAUAGUCUUACAACGCUCAAAUUCGGUUAUUUUUUUAACCAAGAAGUUCUACCCCACACAUUACCAAACAGUCUUACAAAACUCACAUUUGGUCUUAGUUUUAAGCAAAAAGUUCCACCCGGUUUAUUUAAAAUUAAUUAUAAUUAA
Messenger RNA from Dictyostelium purpureum, 1983 nucleotides. RefSeq lists its product as uncharacterized. NCBI's taxonomy places the organism in Eukaryota, Evosea, Eumycetozoa, Dictyosteliales, Dictyosteliaceae. The coding region runs from base 1 to 1983 and encodes 660 amino acids. The transcript is spliced from 2 exons. The record is from RefSeq and is a predicted model, not a curated record.